AGUUGAUGGUUGUCACGGUAGCAGUGGCGUCAUGGCGGCUAUACUCGCAGGGGGCACCGAGAACAAGCUCCUGGAUGCGAACCGGUACGCCACAAAAAAGACGAUAGCACAGGGUAUGCUAGAUAUUGCCCUGCUCACCGCAAACGCAAGCCAGCUCAAGUAUAUACUCCAGGUCGGCGACAGACACGAGUUCUACUCGCUCAUGUUGGGUCUCAUCACCACUUCCAUCAUACUACAGGUUUGCGUUGGCGUAUUGUUCAUAAUAAUAGGAGGACUAAACAUAAAUAAUCCUCCUGACUGCUCGACAGCAAUCAUCCUAAAUGACAUCAUCGUCAUCAUGAUAUUUUUAAUCUCUUUGGACAACAUAAUAAUUUCUGGAUUUGGAAUGGAACACUCCAACCAGCCGCUGAAGCUGCUUUCUUAUAGCAAGGUGGCAAAUUCUACAAGAAAAUGAACUUGAAGCAAUAGUGGAAGAUAAAACGUCAGUUUUGAUUCGCAAAGUGAACAUUGUAUUUUGUGUGGGAGGAACUGUUUAAUAGAUCGUAGAAACCUAGACUUGUUGGCUGAAUAGAUAAAGUUUGUUCUACAGUAUUACUUUUUACAUUUUAAAAUAAGUGCCUUAAAGUUUAAAACUAUUAACAAAACACAGAGAAAAUAAAUGUAAAACAGAACAUUUUAAAUAAAGCACUUCAUAUGUAUUAAUAUUGUAGGACAGCAAAUUACUUCUAAGAUUGACAUUUUUAUAUAUGUAUCUUAUUAUGUAGUAAACUGUGUAGUUAAGGAAAAAUGAAAAUGAACUACAAUGAUAAAUGUGUAAUUCAUUGUGAUUUGUUUUAAAUAAAUUAUACUGGCUCAAAAUAUAAAAUAGUUUCGCAUAUUUUCACAAGCCCGAACGACAUAGAGUUAUAGCUUGAACCAUUAGCUAAAAUUAAUAAUUUUCAAUAGUGA
Molecule: messenger RNA, 948 nt
Organism: Homalodisca vitripennis (glassy-winged sharpshooter)
Lineage: Eukaryota; Metazoa; Arthropoda; Insecta; Hemiptera; Cicadellidae
Product: ninjurin-2-like
Exons: 3
Coding region: 32-454 (140 amino acids)
Biological process (GO): tissue regeneration; cell adhesion
Cellular component (GO): membrane
Source: RefSeq, a predicted model, not a curated record